UAGGAGACGGAAGCAUCCUUUUCAAGGAGGACUGCUCGUUGAGAACUCGCUUCCCCCCUUCAAUUCCCUUCGCUGAAUCUUUCAGGAGGGUAGUGCGACCCUCUCUUUUGCUCGGAGCGCUCUGUGAACGGACACUCGAAAAGAUCUGUGAAGAAACAGGUGAAGUGAGAACAUCGGCCGCACUAUCAACACAAAAGGCGAGUGGAAGACUUUUCCUGCGCGGAUAAGCAAGACAAGAGCCCAAGACACGUAAUUGUUUGGCAUGCAGCAUGACCAGGCAGCCUCAGGAAUUUCCCAUUUCUGUUCAGGACAGCAGCUGAAACCCAUGCAGUCUCCUCCUCCAUGUUCAGCCAGACAGGACACCUCCUGACGCUUCCAUGGACGUCAAACGGGAGCCUCAUUGCUUCUGAGCCUUCUCCCCGACUGAAUCGCCGGUAGCACCACCCUUUUUCCGAAAUGAAAAUGAGAAAUAUGCCAGCGGGGAUUGGAGUGCUGCUGCUGUUCACGCUUUCCAGAGGGAUCGUCGUGUCAAUCGGAGACUCCGGCUUCACCAGGAAGGAGAUCAAGAUUGAGGGAGACCUGGUGUUGGGCGGCCUCUUCCCUGUCCACGAAAAGGGCCUGGGGAUGGACGAGUGCGGACGGAUCAACGAGGACCGCGGGAUACAGCGGCUGGAGGCCAUGUUGUUCGCCAUCGACGAGAUCAACCGGGACCCCUCGUUGCUGCCCGGCGUUGUGCUGGGGGCACACAUCCUGGACACCUGCUCUCGAGACACCUACGCUCUGGAGCAGUCGCUGGAGUUCGUCAGGGCGUCGCUCACCAAAGUGGAUGACACCGAGUUCAUCUGCCCGGACGGGUCUUACGCCCUGCAGGAAAACACCCCUUUAGCCAUAGCGGGCGUCAUUGGGGGAUCCUUCAGCAGUGUCUCUAUCCAGGUCGCCAACUUACUGCGACUGUUCCAGAUCCCUCAGAUCAGCUAUGCCUCUACCAGUGCCAAGCUGAGCGACAAGACCAGGUACGAUUACUUCGCCCGGACCGUCCCGCCCGACUUCUACCAGGCCAAGGCCAUGGCCGAGAUCCUGCGCUUCUUCAACUGGACGUACGUGUCCACGGUGGCGUCCGAAGGCGACUACGGCGAGACGGGGAUCGAGGCCUUCGAACAGGAAGCCCGGCUCCGCAACAUCUGCAUCUCCACCUCGGAGAAGGUUGGCCGCUCAAACGCCAAGAAGUCGUACGACGCCGUCAUCCGCCAGCUGCUGCUGAAGCCCAACGCCAAAGUGGCGGUGCUGUUCAUGCGCAGCGACGACGCCCGGGAGCUGCUGGCCGCGGCCGGCCGCCUCAAUGCCUCCCUCAUCUGGAUUGCCAGCGAUGGCUGGGGGGCCCAGGAGAGCAUCGUCAAGGGCAACGAGAACGUCGCCGACGGGGCCAUCACUCUGGAGCUGGCCGCCCACCCCGUGAGGGACUUCAACAGGUACUUCCAGAACCUCAACCCCAGCUCCAACUUGCGCAACCCCUGGUACAAGGACUUCUGGGAGCAGAAGUUUCAGUGCGCCCUGAGUGGGGUGGGCGGGGACAAACCUCAGCACUUGCAGCCGUGCGCAAAGCACCUGGCGGUCAACAGCUCCAAUUUCGAGCCUGAGUCUAAGAUCAUGUUUGUGGUGAACGCUGUGUACGCCAUGGCCCACGCUCUACACAAGAUGCAUCGCACGCUAUGCUCCAACACCACGCAGCUGUGCGAUGCCAUGAAAGUCUUAGACGGGAGGAAGCUGUAUCGGGAUUACUUACUCGACAUCAACUUCAAGGCGCCUUUCUCUCCGCCUGGGAUUGACAGCUUUGUGAAGUUUGAUGCCAACGGCGAUGGGAUGGGCCGCUACAACAUCUACAACUACCAGAAGACGACGGAGAAAUACGGCUACAUCCAGGUGGGAGAGUGGGCGGAGACCCUGACCCUGAACGGCGAGCUGAUUCGCUGGUCCCAGGGCGGGGUCGCCACGCCCACCUCCCAGUGCAGCGACCCGUGCGCCCGCAACGAGAUGAAGAAGAUGCAGGCGGGCGAGUACUGCUGCUGGAUCUGCACGUCCUGCGACGUCCACGAGUACCUGGCCGACGAGUUCACCUGCGCCCCCUGUAGCCCGGGCCAGUGGCCCAGCGACGACCUGUCAGGCUGCUACGACCUGCCCGAGGACUACAUCAUGUGGGAGGACGCCUGGGCCAUCGGCCCCAUGGCCAUCGCCUGUGCCGGCUUCGUCUGCACCACCCUGGUGGCCGCCGUCUUCAUCCGAAACAACGACACGCCGCUGGUCAAGGCCUCGGGCCGCGAGCUCUGCUACAUCCUCCUUCUGGGCGUCUUCAUGUCCUACGGCAUGACCUUCUUCUUCAUCGCCAAGCCCUCGCCGGCCAUCUGCACCCUGCGCCGCCUCGGCCUGGGCACGUCCUUCGCCGUCUGCUACGCGGCCCUGCUCACCAAGACCAACCGCAUCGCCCGCAUCUUCGGCGGGGUGAAGGACGGCGCCCAGCGGCCCCGCUUCAUCAGCCCCAGCUCGCAGGUCUUCAUCUGCCUGAGCCUCAUCUCGGUGCAGCUGGUGCUGGUGUCCGUCUGGCUCCUGCUGGAGGUGCCCGGCACGCGCCGCUUCACGCUGCCAGAGCGGCGGGAGACCGUCAUCCUCAAGUGUAACGUCCGCGACUCCAGCAUGCUCCUGUCGCUCUCCUACGACGUGGUCCUGGUCAUCCUGUGUACCGUGUACGCCUUCAAGACCAGGAAGUGCCCCGAGAACUUUAACGAGGCCAAGUUCAUCGGCUUCACCAUGUACACCACCUGCAUCAUCUGGCUGGCGUUCCUGCCCAUCUUCUACGUCACCUCCAGCGAUUACCGAGUGCAGACCACAACCAUGUGCAUAUCGGUCAGCCUGAGCGGCUUCGUGGUCCUGGGGUGCAUGUUCGCCCCGAAGGUCCACAUCAUCCUGUUCCAGCCGCAGAAGAACGUCACCAGCCACCGGCACAACCUGAACCGCUUCAGCGUCGGUGGCGCGGCGGCACCGUACUCUCACGGUUCUGUGAGUGCUCAUUACGUGCCCACUGUCUGUAACGGGAGGGAGAUCGUCGACUCCACCACGUCCUCCCUGUGACCUCCAUACAACCCCUCUAACUCUUCCUCUUAGACUGUUAGCAAAUUUGCACAUAUUGUGCACCUCCUGUGAGCUAGUACCAUUAAUGUAGAAAGCGUGUAUUACAUUAUUUUUAAGGGCUGUACAUAAAAAACUGACAUUGUUCUAGAAAAAAAAAGUAAACUUUAUAGGAUGUUUUUGGGGGAGUUUGAUUUUUGAUAGCUUUACUAUGCUUUGUAAAUAACCAUAAACUCCAUUGUUAUACUGUACAUUAUUGAUUGGAUGCAGCAGUAACCCACUGACAUGCUGCAUUGGGAAUUUUGGACAAACUAUUUGUCACUUUAUUUUGUAGGCCUCAUUGUGAUAACAGAUUAUGUGUUUCUAUGUUGUAUAUAAUAUGUACAUUACUUUUAAACGAUGGUUUUAACAGCACAAGUUGACAGUGUUCCUCAAAUUGACAAACGUAUUUUAAAAAUGCAAUUUUGCUCCUCUAACUAUUAAUUGGUGUUUGUAAAGUCUGUAGGAUGUCAAGAUGCCUGUGCUGUCUGACAUUAUCAUCUUGAGUCACAGAGUGUAAUGACAAUUAAACAGUGGCAGACCUUGCUAAUAAUAUGUAACCUGUAGUAAAAUGUAAUGAUGUUUAUUGAUGAUGGCUUUUGUGCCUUAACUUGUCUUGUAGUUUUAUAAUGAGACUGUGUGCAGAUAGGAAGCAGAUGCAUCGUAUUGCCUCGUGCCAACUGCUUACAUUUACAGAAGGGUAUGCUGUUUAGCAUACAAUUUUUAAGGCAUUGCUGUUUUAGAGACACAGGUAUGUUAAGUCAAUUUGAGUCUUGCCAACUGCUGUUAAAAUAACAGGUAUCUGGGUUUAGAGGCAAUGUGAAUGUCUUUGUGAUGUUACUUUAUUUAUAUAUGAAGACCCAACAAGUCAUACUCUGAACUAUUUUUAAAAAAUGAAUUCAGGCAAACACGACAUCAGACAGCAGUUACAAACAUCUGUAGCGAACAAGAAGAUGACAUAUGGAGUACUCCCAAAGCCAUUCAUAUUUAAUAAAUUAUCAUAACAGUAAAGAAGAUAUUGUUUAGACUUGACUUGUACAACUCAGCAUGACGUGCACCACAAAACAGAAUAUUAAAAUGUUGUACAUCAGAGCUUGCAUAAUAUGAGAAUAUGAGACUUGUCUUCCAAUGUAUUUGAGUAAUUAAAAUGGGGCACCUUUAUAUGGCCUGGUUCCACCAAUCAGAAUUUGCCACGCCUUCUCCAAGACAAGGACAUUCUGGAUGAAAAAAAAUGUUUAAAAAAAGGAAGCAAACUCAACAUGGAGGCUGAAAUGUCUGUACUGAAGUACCACCUCUGCUCUUCCCUGUUUUGUUGUGUUCUAUUAUGGCAAAAAAUAAUUUCAUUUGCAUUUAAAAGGUGAAAUGUGCAAAUGAUUCAAUAUGGUCAAUAGCUAACUUUACAUUUGACCUCUUAUCAACUGUUUUCUAAAAUGUAAUGUCCAGCCCAUUGAACUUAGCCAAGGAUCUCAAUGGUGAUAUAGCAUCUGAACACACCCAGAUGCAUAUGGAAGUCUGUUGCUAUGGAAGAAAUGGAAGAAAACUGAAAAUGAAAUGCCUGAGAUGGCUGAAUUAUACCCCAGCUCAUGUGGUUAAGCAAAACUAAACCACAAAAGAAAUGUGCAUGUUGGGAUUGCCACAUGAAGUCGUGCUGUGGAUUCGGUGAAGUAGCCUCAUGCCCCAAGUCAAACAGUUUCUGCAGAAACAUUUUUUGUCAUGCAGUAUAUCACUCCCCAGUCCUUCUCUUGAGAGAUACACAACAUGGCACUAUGGCCCAUGUGGAUGCCCGCAGCAUCUUUCACUUCCCCAAAAUCCUUUGGGAGAGGUCCUGGAACUCAGCUGGUAAACUCAGACAGCUUGGCAACAUCUCUCUUCUUGCCUCCACUGAGGACAUUGCAGAAGAGGACUGAGGAUAUGGCUGGCUAGCUUGGGGUCAAGUGCGGGGCCAAGCCAAAAGUGGGGGGAUCAUGUCUUGAAAAUAUGUAUACACCCAAGUGGUCUCCCCAAUGGUGCAAUGAGUGAGAUGGAAUAGACACUGUGCCAGGCCUUGGUUUAAUAAUAAAAACUUUCAUCCCAGCUGGCAAGUCCAAUUUCCCAAUUGUUCCCAUGCAGAAAAACUGUGUUGUCUUGGGCCAACCUGAACUCAGGCAGUAUCUGGCUAAGCAUAAAGCAAUAGUACAGUGCCAAUGAAGUGCAAUAACGAGGACAUGAGCACAUGCUAAUAAACACUAAUCAAUCAC
This is a messenger RNA of Anguilla anguilla (European eel), 5396 nucleotides long. RefSeq names its product metabotropic glutamate receptor 3-like. Lineage: Eukaryota; Metazoa; Chordata; Actinopteri; Anguilliformes; Anguillidae. The record is from RefSeq and is a predicted model, not a curated record. The coding region runs from base 457 to 3123 and encodes 888 amino acids. The transcript is spliced from 7 exons. Gene Ontology annotation, cellular component: membrane. Gene Ontology annotation, biological process: G protein-coupled glutamate receptor signaling pathway; regulation of synaptic transmission, glutamatergic. Gene Ontology annotation, molecular function: group II metabotropic glutamate receptor activity.